AUGAAGAACAUUGAUCCGAAUGUGGUUUUUGUAAAGAAGGAAAAAUGGGAUUACGAACAGUUGGAACCAAUUCCCUGUAAACAAAUUGAAGUACCCAAUUAUGUGACUAUUUCAACUGUUGCUUAGGCCGCACUCAAAUUGCCUACUGUUUACAUUCACACCAAUAUAGUGUACCCUGAUGAAAACGAGUACUCUUGCGAUGAAGAAGAUUUGGAAGCUGGCAUUGACCCCAAAGUAAUGCAGCAAUUGGAUCUUAGGCGUCAUCUGAAUACUAAUCGUAAUUAUUCUAAACAAUAUUCGUUACUCAAUACAUUGGAAUAUGAUGAAACCUAUUAUAAUAAAAAAGUUGAAAGACUAUAGAGGCCACUUUUGAGAGUCUUCAUGCGUGCUCAAGAGAAUGAUUAUCGAAUGAAUGUGGCUUUUAGACCUAGCAAGGCCUAUAAGUAAAAACGAUAGAAGCACAUGGAUAUACAAAGUAUUGAUGUUGCAAGGGAAAUCCUAUUGAAUGAGAACUUGAUUGCACUUAAUUUGCUGAGACAAGUAAAAUAGAGAGAGUUGCUGAAAUUGCAGUUAAUCAAAGAAGAGGAGUUUAACUUUGUAAAUACAUUCAAUAAUUGCAAUGAUUUAUUUGGCAACUUAAAGGAGCUGAAGUGUUUUUACAAAUCAGAAGACCUAUUGGAAUAAUAGAGAGACAACAGAAACAAGUGUUCCUAUCAGUUUUGUCCGAUGUCCUUAUCACCAGAUCUCAUUGACUUUAUGGAUGAACAAUAUCAACUAACAAAGGAUAAGGGCGUGAUUUGGCCUAAGAAUCCAACGAUGCUAUCGAGUUGGGAUGUCGAUACAUACACCAAGUUGGGUGUUCAUCAACUGAACAAAUCACUCAUUUACACAACCAACAAUAGAACCUUAAUGAUUGCUGAUAGAACGAAGAAGAAUAAAAAAAAGGUUAAACUGAUGCUAGUUGAUCGGAAUAGAGCCUCGAUCUUUGAUGGAGUUAGAGCAAACUUUGAUCACUUUUAUGCUCAUUAUCAAAAGAUCAAUCAAAAACAGGAAUCCUUAAUUGAUUAACAAAGGAAGGAAUGUUAGAAGAUUAGAUUUGAGAAAUAGAAGAAGGAACAUCAACUCAAAGUAUUAUAGAAGAAAGAAGAAUUAAGACAAUCUCUGAGGUUCAAGAUGAGAAUACUUUAGGAUUUGGAUCAUCCUAUCUGCACUAUUAGAAUCAAACAUUCUGAUGAAUUAAAGUUUUAAUUAGUUAAAGACAUUCACUACAACUCUUAAGUUAUAUUGGUGUGA
Molecule: messenger RNA, 1293 nt
Organism: Paramecium tetraurelia
Lineage: Eukaryota; Ciliophora; Oligohymenophorea; Peniculida; Parameciidae
Exons: 4
Source: RefSeq, a predicted model, not a curated record